GGCCCGGAGAGGGCAGGAGGGGCAUGGCCGCCGCCGCCGCCGCGGCGCUGCGUAGGGCCGCGCGGGCUCUGUGCCCGCCGAGCGGGCCCCUGGGAGUCUGGCGGACCCAGAUUCGAGACACCCACCAGCGGGCUUCUUUGUUUUCUUUCUGGGAGCUCCUUCCCACGAGGGCGGAACCUCUGCGAAAGAAGAAGAAAGUUGAUCCCAAAAAAGACCAGGCAGUAAAGGAACGCUUGAAAAAGAGGAUCCGGAAGCUGGAAAAAGCUACCCAAGAGCUGAUUCCCAUUGAAGACUUUAUCACCCCUGUGAAGCUGUUGGAUAAAGCCAGACAACGGCCGCAGGUGGAGCUGUCAUUUGAGGAGAGCGAGCGGCGAGCUCUGCUGCUGAAGAGGUGGUCCCUGUACAAGCAGCAAGAGCACGAGAGGGAGAGGGACGCCAUCAGGGCCCUGGUGGCAGCCCAGCAGGAGGCCCUGCAGGAGCUGCAGCUCGAGUCCCCGGAGCUCUACAGUGAGGCCAUCAAGCGGGACCCUGGCCUGUUCCCCUUUGAGAAGGAAGGGCCACAUUACACACCACCAGUCGCCGACUACCAGCCCCCAGAAGGCAGGUACAAUGACAUUACCAAGGUGUACACACAAGUAGAGUUCAAGAGAUAGAGCUGCAGGCAGCUCCAGGCACGUUGCCCCACCCCGGGGUCAGAAUGAUCUGGUUCCGGGUCUGUUUUCCAUAGGAUCAGGUGUGCUGCUAAUAAAGAAGAGUUCAAUCAGA
Molecule: messenger RNA, 765 nt
Organism: Lepus europaeus (European hare)
Lineage: Eukaryota; Metazoa; Chordata; Mammalia; Lagomorpha; Leporidae
Gene: MRPL40
Product: mitochondrial ribosomal protein L40
Exons: 4
Coding region: 24-653 (209 amino acids)
Cellular component (GO): mitochondrial ribosome; mitochondrial large ribosomal subunit
Source: RefSeq, a predicted model, not a curated record